Messenger RNA from Penicillium canescens, 1071 nucleotides. RefSeq lists its product as uncharacterized. Lineage: Eukaryota; Fungi; Ascomycota; Eurotiomycetes; Eurotiales; Aspergillaceae. The transcript is spliced from 6 exons. The annotation marks the transcript as partial. The record is from RefSeq and is a predicted model, not a curated record.
AGAGAAGCAUUCGACAUGGAGCAAAGUAACAGAAUCGCCUACUGUGGUGAUCAAUUGAUUGGGGUUUCCAUCACGAUCGCAAUUCUUCAGACGAUAAUCGUCGGUGCGCGCUUUUACACCAGAUACUGGCAGAGGCUGGCCACUGGAAUUGACGAUUACCUUAUGAUUCCUGCGCUGCUUGCGAGCCUCGGGCAAGCUGGGCUUUAUAUCUACUUGGUAAAGCAAGGUGGAGUCGGUUACCAUCUUGCAUAUGUUAUGCGAACCCCACAGAAGCUGGUAACACUGCAAAAGGGCCUCUAUGCAAAUGAGAUUCUUGACUUUCCAUUCACCGUGACUCCCGCAAAGCUAUCAAUUCUCGUAUUCUACGCUCGCAUCUUCAGCGUUCGCCCCUUUAGAAUCUUUGCAUAUAUCAUUGGAGCGGUUGUUCUGUGUCACGGAAUCGGGGUCCUCUUCGCCGCCAUUUUUCAGUGCUCGCCAAUUGCAUACACAUGGGAUUCAACGAUUGUAGGAACAUGUGUUAACCAGCAGGCAUUUUACCGAUGGGUAUCCCCUCCAAAUAUCUUGACCGAUGUCCUCAUCCUGGUGAUGCCUUUGCCCUAUGUCUGGAAGUUGCAUACUUCAUUAGGGCAUAAGUUGGCUUUAACAGGCGUGUUCUUGUUGGGAAGUUUAGGAACUGUGUUUAGUAUUUUACGCAUGACAACAUUCUUCCAGGAGAGUGCGACAACAGACCCAACUUGGGUCUCUGUCAAGCUUGGUAUAUGGACCAUCCUAGAGGGUGGGAUCAUAAUCUCAGCAGCUUGCCUGCCUUCAAUUUGGCCAUUAAUAUCCAGAAUACUUCCUCAAAGCCUGCUCAUGACCCAAUCAUCAAAAAAGCAGUUGCCGCGCUAUGAUUACCAUAGAAGUUCUCGCAACGCUAACGUUGGAGAGGGUUUCUCACGACUGGGUAAUGACAGUUCGGAAGGUAUAAAAUGGUCAAAUAAUGUGGAAACGUCCCGGGCACAGUCCGAUCGACAUACCGAUGAGACGGAACUAAUGUCUCUGCAGAGCAUUUCGCGGGUUCGAAUGGCAUAA